Molecule: messenger RNA, 2171 nt
Organism: Mya arenaria
Lineage: Eukaryota; Metazoa; Mollusca; Bivalvia; Myida; Myidae
Product: neuropeptide F receptor-like
Exons: 2
Coding region: 591-1754 (387 amino acids)
Biological process (GO): G protein-coupled receptor signaling pathway
Cellular component (GO): membrane
Molecular function (GO): neuropeptide Y receptor activity
Source: RefSeq, a predicted model, not a curated record
ACCUAGCCAAGCAGCAGUGCCGUACAGACUUGUAUCGGAGAAUUGCUACAAUAGUGUAGUAGAAAAGUGAUCAAUCCAUUGAGUUUCUUGAAACCCAGAGAUGCCUUCGCAUGUGAAAUUACAAACGGGAUAAUUAAUAAACAGACAAAAGAAGGCCAAUCCUAAAUCCACUCAUCUUAACAGAAGUAGAGACGUUACAAUUGGAGGAAAUUGCCAGCAAAAUUACUCCUUUGGAUUCUCUACAGUCACAGGCGCUCCGAAUUUAAAAAGGUCAAGCACCAAGGUGGUAUGUUAUAGCAGGUCAAUGACUUGUUAUGUGUGAUUACGACCAUGAAUAGACAUGUGAAUCUUUCAAUUACCUACGUCAACAAUAUCCCACAGGCAGUCAAAUUGUAUCUUAAUUUGUAAUACCAUGAAUAAUAUACAUUGUUAUAUCUUACUUUAAACAUCACAUUGAUCCUAUCAGGAGGAAACUUCGUGAACAGACUAGAUAAACGACCUGUUGAUGAUCUUCAUUCGGAGUAAACUUGCUUAUUUGGAGGAUCGGCGCUAUAUGAAUAAGAAUACGAAGGAUCAUACCAUUAUCUCAGAUGCAUCUUGAAGAAAGACCGGGCAUCAACACAGCCAUGGAGAAAACUACAACCGAGGCAACAACGAUUGGCUAUGGUUCUACAGGAAUAUACCUGAACUUUGCCAACAUGUCGUUCGAAGAAAUUCAAAGGCGACUAGACAAUUUCAGUCAAGAACAACCAGAACAUUUGGAUAUUUUGCAGGACCAAAGAUGGAGAAUUGCUACAGUAGUGAUUUACAGUAUUGUGAUUCUGUUUGGAUUCCUGGAAAAUAUGGUAAUCGUCUUUGUUCUUAUAAAACAUCAGCACCUGCAUGUGCCAACGAACAUUUUCAUCCUGGGACUGGCAGCCUCUGAUAUUCUGCUGUGUGUGUUCAAUUUGCCGUUUCAGCUUCAUUACCAACUUACCAACCAAUGGGCAUUUGGAAAAGCGCUGUGCAAAGUUGUCAUGCCCACCUAUGGUAUACCGGUGUUCGUCUCGACCAUGUCGAUUCUAAUGAUUGCCAUUGACAGAUACAUUCUCAUAGUUCAUCCAUUUCGCCAACGUAUGACAUCCCAAAUUGCUGUUGGACUUGUUGCCUCUAUUGCUACACUUGCUGUAUUGCUGACGAUUCCACUUAUCGUUCAAAUGGAGUACACAGUAAUUGACUUUCCUGAACUUAAGAUUUAUCAAACAUACUGCUCUGAAAUGUGGACAAGUUUAAAACUUCGCCAUGCCUACACAGUUUCAAUCCUAGUUGUUCAGUAUUUUAUGCCCCUAAUUGUGACAUCAUUUUUAUACAUAAGAAUUGGUAAUGUUUUAACACGAAGGCCGAUCAAAAAGAAGGAAAAACGGCAUAAACACAAAACGAACAAAAUACUAAUUGCCAUAGUUUUAUUUUAUGCGAUAUGCUGGACACCCUGGACAAUGCUUGCACUUAUGUUAGAGUUUUACCCAAACAUCAUUCCUGGAAGUCAUAUAAAACUAUUUGAUCUUCUUUUAAAAAUAUUCGCAAUGGGGUCGGCGUGUAUUAAUCCUUUUAUGUACGGAUGGCUCAAUGACAAUUUCCGAAAGGAGUUUAACAUACUAAUGCGAAGACAAAGCAGAAGUCGUGUAAGAACAAAUGGAAAUACAUACACUUUGGCGGAACAUUCCAGAAUUGAACCUGCGUUUGACACGAAUAAAUGUCCAGCGUCCAUGGUGUAAAUUUUAAGGAUCAUUAAUAUACCUUUAUUGGUUUGGAAGCGUAAUUUAUAUCUAUAACAUUAUCACAUGUUGUUUAAUUCAUAAUAUCAUCAAUUAAAAGGGGCAUGCAAGCAGUGCUGUUAUUUACAAUAGCUUUUGGGUGAAAUCUCUUUCUACAAAAAAAAACAACGGUAUUUCUGAAACUGUUCUUGAAUGAUGUUCAUGAUUUCUAAAACAUCUUAAAAAAGAGAAAUUGUUCGUCAGUAUAUUUGAGAUGGGUUUUUGUCAUAUUGUAUAUUAAUUGUUUUGUGUAGCAAUAUGAAUACCCUUUUUUCAGUUGUGAAUUAACUCUUCGGUCAUGCCCGGAAUUUUAAAUUACAUUGUGAUAUGUAAAGUUUGUAUGAACAAUGUACAAUUGGAAUACAACGUUCAUGUUGU